Solanum tuberosum (potato) is the source of this 2181-nucleotide messenger RNA. Its product is annotated as putative late blight resistance protein homolog R1B-23. The record is from RefSeq and is a predicted model, not a curated record. The transcript has 2 exons. The coding region runs from base 1 to 2181 and encodes 726 amino acids. Gene Ontology annotation, molecular function: ADP binding. Lineage: Eukaryota; Viridiplantae; Streptophyta; Magnoliopsida; Solanales; Solanaceae.
AUGUCUUGGGAACGUAUUCAACAACUUUCCGAUAUGUUAAACUUCCCUAAAACUUCAAUAGAUAGUGUCAUGCUCUUUACACUGGAACGCAAAUUCUGUGAUAUUUUCAUUAGCUUGCAGAGUUUCACAGAUGAACCUAACAUGCUGGAUGUCACUCGGAAAAUCCAAACUCUAUUUCAAGAUGCUGUAUUUGACCUUUCUCCACUGUACCUAACUGAGUACUUUGAUCUCUAUGCCUCUGAGGUUCAAAGCAAGAUUUUAUUGACCAAGAGGGAAAUUAGAGCCAAAUACUCCUUUCCUAAAAUAUCAUUACAACUUCCAGCCAAGUUUGUUAAGGAUAUCAUCCAUUCUGUGCUAGAGAAUAUUGGCGGUCUAGUGAAGAUUCAUGAUCCAUAUUCACCUCUUUAUAUUCCCGAAACAGUAUUGGAACAUAUAGAAGAUGUUUCAAAGGAAUUGAAAUUGCUGCUAAAUUUUGUCUGCUUUGCUGCAGAGAGGUUCAUAGAGCCUCAGAGCCAACAUCAUGUUAAUUUCCUCGCUCAUGUUUUAGCUGUGUCCGGCCACAUAUCAACGCUUAUCUGGAUGUAUUUACCAGACUUGGCUCCAGAGCAAAUGAAUGUUAUACUUUCUGAUUUCUUGCGAAUGAGGAUUAAGCCAAUUCAACCAUGCAUCCGCAAGAUCUAUGUUGAUGUCUUGCUAUCAUUAAAGCGACAAUACAAUCAGAAUGGUGUACCAACAUCGGAAGUGAGGAUGCAAUUGACAGUGAAGAUGCUCAACCUUUUGAGAGCCAAUAUCUUCCGUGUGCCAAUAAAAGAUCUUGAAUUUCUUCUUCGAGAUAUAGAGAUUGUGGUUAUUGAUGUUGGACUUCUGGUAUACUCAUUAUAUGAAGAUGAGGCACCGGGAGGAGUGAACCUCACACAAGUGCUUGAUUUUUCAAGCAGCAUUCAACGUCUAAGCAUAGCCAUAUACCUCACCAUUCGGAAGGCGUUCCAAUCUAAUUUGCCUAGGAUUCAUGGACUAGGCUUUGUUGAUUGCCUUUUAAACAACCUGAAGAAGUUCCAAAUCCUCCAGUCAGAUUCACUAGCUUCUGUCAUGGACAAACUUCAAUUACUUCAGAAGGAAUUUGAGAACUUGCAACCUUUUCUACAGGUUGUUGCAGAAGAGCGAAACAAUGACCUCGACGAAAUUCAACAUUGUGCUACACAAUUGAUUGGCAAAGCACAUGAGGUGGAAUACAUAGUUGAUGCUUGUAUAAGCGAAGAAGCUCCUGUCUGGUGCCUCGAGCAUUGGAUCUUACAUAUCAUGGAGGAGAUUACUCUUAUCAGAGCAGAGGUAGCAGAGAUUCGUGAAAAGAAAAUGGAUUUGGAUGCAUUGAACACUGUUCCAGUUAAUACAUCAAAUUUGGCAAGGUCUCCAAUGAUGAAUGAAGAAAUUAUUGGUUUUGAGGAUGUCAUAGAAAAGUUAAGAGACCAACUAAUAAAAGGCACGAAAGAGCGCGAUGUUAUAUCAGUUGUUGGUAUGCCAGGUCUAGGCAAGACAACUUUGGCCUACAGACUCUACUAUGACAAGUCAGUCGCUUCGCACUUUGAAAUUCGUGCACAGUGUUGUGUGUCUCAAGUAUAUUCAUGUAAGGACUUGUUAAUAGCAAUUUUACGUGGUGCUAUCAGUGAGAACUUUGAGUGUAGAGAAAAACAAGCUGAUGAAUUAGCUUAUCUGCUUCGCAAAACUUUAUUUUCCAAAAGAUAUCUCAUCCUUGUUGAUGAUGUGUGGGAAACUAGUGUGUGGGAUGAUCUAAGAGGUUCUUUCCGUGAUUCCAAUAACGGAAGUAGAAUUAUUCUAACAACGCGGGAUCAUGAAGUUGCCAUGUACACUAAAAUUCGAAGUGAUCCCCUUCUGCUUCGUAUGUUUAACAGUGAUGAAAGUUGGGAGUUACUCCGAAAAAAAGUGUUUGGUGAAGAAAGUUGCUCUCCACUCCUAACAGAAAUUGGGCAAGAAAUAGCAAAAAAAUGUGGUCAACUGCCUCUUUCAGUUGUUUUGGUGGCUGGUAUUCUGUCUGAGAUGGAGAAGAAAGUAGAAUGUUGGGAACAAUUGGCCAACAAUUUAGGUCCUCACAUUCACAAAGACUCAAGGACCGUUAUAGAACAAAGUUAUCAGAUUUUACUUUGGAGCACUUUUAGAGGAUAG